Molecule: messenger RNA, 982 nt
Organism: Cornus florida
Lineage: Eukaryota; Viridiplantae; Streptophyta; Magnoliopsida; Cornales; Cornaceae
Exons: 2
Coding region: 15-773 (252 amino acids)
Source: RefSeq, a predicted model, not a curated record
GCCUGCCAAAGCAAAUGGAAGAGUAUGCAAUAAAGAAAGGAGAAAAAGGAGAGAAAAGAAUCCCAUUGCCAACCCAUCUCUCUUUCAGUCACAAACUGAAGCAAAAGGUUUCAUCAUUCUCCUACUCAGAUGAACUCCCCUGCUCUCUUUAUCCACCUCCCUCAUACUCACACUUCGCUUUGUUCAUGCAAGAUCCAAAGAACUCACAAACAAGGAGACCUUGGUAUUAUAGAGCAAUGGAAAUGGCCACUCCAUGGAAAGCCUUUUCCAAGUCAUCUGAAUUACUCCCCACCCCAAACACCACCUUGUGGAAAACCAUUUCCAAAUCCACAGACCUUCCAACCACAACAACCACCACCACCACCACCACCACCAGGUCACAGAAGCUCCGAAAAUGCACCUCUCUAAGGGUUGCCACCACAUUCACUAGAGUUUGUCUGUGCGCACCAAUCUCCUCCUACACCGAAGUCUUCCAAGCCGAAAUCCCACCUAGAAGAAGCAACACGUACCCGAGAUCAAAGCCAUUUUCCAACCCACAAGAAAAUAUUAGAAUUCCAAGCGCGCGAAUCAGCACGGAGAGUACUAGGAGGAUUUUCCGCGGGAAGUCUCUGACAGAUGAUGUUCUAAUGAGGAGAUUUGUUGUGGAAGAAGAGGCAAUGAUGCAGGUGAGGAGGAGGAACCAGAUGGAAGUUAUUAGGAGGAGGAGUGCUUUGAGAAGGAAGAAACUUGGGCCUAGCCCUCUUAGUAGAAUGGUCAUGGCUGAGGAAGAAUGAAGCUGUGACAAGUUGUUUUUUAGUUUAUAUAUAAACCUGUGUCCAAUCAGUAAAUUGAUUUUUAUUUACUCUUUAUUUAUUUUUGUCAAAUUAGUAGUAAUUUGCUUAUGGUUUGUAUUGCUUUGGUGGGGUAUCUAUAUUUCUGUUAUUUAAUUUCCUCCUAAAUUAAAUGUAUCAAAAUUAAGUUGUAAUGCAAGGUAUAUUCAAUA